AUGGACUUUGUGAUCCCUCUACCGAGAUCUCGUCGAGGGAACACUGCCUUGUUGCUAUGGCAGUGCUCGUUUACUGGAUUUGUGAUCGCUAAAGCGAUGUCGGAUACCGAUGCCCUGACAGUGGCCAAGGUGUUUGAAGAAGGCAUCUACAGACGAUAUGGUGACCCGUCCCUUUUUCGUCAUGACCGAGAUCCACGCUUUAUGAGCGAGGUCUUCCAAGCUUUCGCUGAGUUAAUUAAUACAAGGUCCAGGUCGACGCUGAGCUAUCACCCACAAGCGCAUGGACAGCAAGUGUGGUCGGUCAAGAUCGUGAUGCAGUCUGUCAAGGUCUAUGUGGAAGACCCGUUGCAGCAAGACUGGGAUGAGAUCGCUGAGCGAACUGAGGCACUAGCCUGGUGGCGAGAGAUUAACCGCCAGCAGCAGAUCGCUCUCGUAAUGGCUAAAGAAUACCAAGCGGUGGAGAAGGCCCGACGUGCAAGAAUUCACAACGAGAAGCUCAGUCGCAAAGAGCAAGCUGCAGUAUCAAAAAGUGUGAACGAUGACGCGCCUGACGUUGACUCGGAACCGAAGUCUCUAUUUCGACCUGGAAGCCGA
Molecule: messenger RNA, 594 nt
Organism: Phytophthora megakarya
Lineage: Eukaryota; Oomycota; Peronosporomycetes; Peronosporales; Peronosporaceae
Source: the annotation of a GenBank genome assembly